AUGAAGUCUCUGGAACCCGACAUCUGCGUGAUCGGGGCCGGCUCCGCCGGUCUGUCGAUCGCUGCCGGCGCCAGUCAGAUGGGCGCGCAAACGGUGCUGAUCGAGAAGGCGGAGAUGGGCGGCGACUGCCUGAACUACGGCUGCGUCCCCUCGAAGUCCCUUCUGGUGGCCGGCCGGGCCGCACAGGCCUGGCGGCACACGGCAGCCUUCGGCAUCGAUACGCCGGAGCCCAGUGUCGACUUCGCCCGUGUGCACGCGCAUGUCCGGGACGUCAUCGACGGUAUUGCGCCGUUGGACUCCGAGGAGCGUUUCACCGGUCUCGGUGUCGAGGUGAUCCGGGAUGCCGCGCUUUUCGAAGACGAGCGCACCGUUGUCGCGAACGGGGCCCGGAUCCGGGCCAAGCGGUUCGUGGUCGCAACCGGAUCGCGGGCCUCCGUGCCGCCGAUCGAAGGGCUCGAGCAGAUCUCCUAUCUGACCAACGAGACGGUGUUCUCCCUCACCGAACGGCCGGAGCAUCUGAUCGUCAUCGGUGGCGGGCCGAUCGGCAGCGAGCUGGGACAGGCCUUUCGGCAUCUCGGUGCGCGUGUCUCCCUGAUCGAAAUGGGCAGCAUCCUGCAGAAUGACGAUCCCGAACUGGUGGAGGUGGUGCGCCGACGACUCACCCGGGACGGUGUCGAGCUCCAUGAGCAGGCCAAGGUCCUGCGCGUGGGGGCGGCCGGCAACGGCGUCGCGGCUACGGUCGAGCGCGACGGGCAGGAGGAACGGAUCGAGGGGUCCCAUCUGCUGCUUGCGGCCGGGCGACAGCCCACUGUGGAAGGCCUCGGUUUGGAGGCAGCCGGAGUUGUCUACGACCGGCGGGGCAUCAAGACCGAUGCCCGGCUCCGCACCACGAACAAACGCGUUUACGCUGCAGGCGACGUGGCGAGCGGUCCGCAGUUCACCCACAUGGCCGGUCACCACGCCGGCAUCGUGAUCAAGAAUGCCCUGUUCCGCUUGCCCGCGAAGGUCGAGAACAGGGCCGUUCCCUGGGUGACCUAUACCGAACCCGAGCUUGCCCAUGUCGGUAUGACGGAAGCCAUGGCCCGGAAGGCCGGGGAGCGGAUCAAUAUUCUGCGCUGGGACUUCCACGAGAACGACCGGGCGCGCGCCGAGCGCCAGACGGACGGUUUCUGCAAGGCCGUGGUGACACCCAAGGGCAAGAUCCUCGGGGCCUCCAUCGUCGGGCCGCAGGCCGGUGAGUUGAUCCAGCCUUGGGUCUUGGCGAUCGCCAACGGGCUCAAGGUCUCCGCGAUGGCUCAGGUCAUCGCUCCUUAUCCAACCUUGGGCGAAGUCAGCAAACGGGCAGCCGGCAGCUUUUAUACGCCGAAGCUUUUCAGCGAACGCACCAAGAAGAUCGUUCGCCUGCUGCUCCGUUUGCCUUGA
This is a messenger RNA of Symbiodinium necroappetens, 1422 nucleotides long. The record is from the annotation of a GenBank genome assembly. NCBI's taxonomy places the organism in Eukaryota, Dinophyceae, Suessiales, Symbiodiniaceae.